CUCAGUCGCUCCCUGCGUGCGGUUCGUUUGGAGAAGGUGCAGCAGUGCGCCGCGCUCCAUCGCAGCCCGGCGCGCGCGGAUCCACGCUGAACGCUCGCGAUACCAAGUGAGGCGUUUGAGGAGAAAAAGUAAACGUCAGGAAAACCAACCAGCGAGUUUUUGUUUUUCUCCUUCUCUUCUCAUUUUUUUUGGCUAACUUGUUAUUUGACGACAGCCACUUGUUCAGGCGUGAAAUGGACCAUCGAUGCAGAGUCCGUUUAUUUGGCCACUUUGGAGACGCAAAAGAAAAUUGAGAGAAGGUUGAUGAACUUUUCUUUCUGAACGCAGAGACAACGUUUAAUUUAGAAACCAUGGAUCUCUACGUGCGAAAUGAGUCAUCGUGGUCCCCGGAGUGCGUCGGAACGCAGGCUGACGCGCGGCACAACGGAACCGUUAACUGGAGCCCGGACGCCUCAAACGCCACGUGCGGCAACGCGUCCACGCUCCUCAUCCCUCAGCGUCUGAGGCACAAAGACGAGGACCACACGCUGCGCAUCCUCCUCUACGCGCUCAUCUUCUUCCUCAGCGUGGCGGGCAACCUGCUGAUCAUCGUGGUGCUGACGGCCAACAAGCGCAUGCGCACCGUCACCAACACCUUCCUGCUGUCGCUGGCCGUCAGCGACCUGAUGAUGGCCGUGUUCUGCAUGCCCUUCACCCUCAUCCCCAGCAUCCUCAAGGACUUCAUCUUCGGAGCCGCCAUGUGCAAGACAGUGUCCUACCUCAUGGGCGUAUCGGUGAGCAUCUCCACGUUCAGCCUGGUCGCCAUAGCGAUCGAGCGCUACAGCGCCAUCUGCAACCCGCUGAAGUCGCGGGUGUGGCAGACCCGCUCGCACGCCUACCGGGUCAUCGCCGCCACAUGGGUGCUGGCCUUCACCAUCAUGAUCCCCUACCCCAUCAUCAGCCACCUGGAGCCGUACCAGAAGCCCGACAACACCACCGCGCACCAGUGUCGCCACAAGUGGCCGCUCGCCACGGCGGAGCAGACCUGGUACGUUCUGCUUCUCCUCGUGCUGUUUGCCAUCCCAGGGGUGGUGAUGAUUGUGGCUUAUGGCCUGAUCUCUAGGGAACUUUACAGAGGCAUCCAGUUUGAGAUGGGCCACAAUAAAGACUCUACUGAUGUGAAGAAUGGUCUGACCUCCACUGUGUCCAGCGGCAGUGACGAUGGAGACGGUUGCUAUGUUAACGUCGUCCAGAGGCCGCACUCGAUGGAGAUGUCCACUAUGGCUGCGUCGAGCAGGGCGAUCAAGGCAGAGCGGCCGCGCAGCAACACGUCCGAGGCCAAACUGGAGGCUAAGAAGCGAGUCAUCCGCAUGCUGGUGGUCAUCGUCGUCCUGUUCUUCCUCUGCUGGAUGCCCCUGUACUGUGCCAACACCUGGCGAGCGUUCGACGACACCUCAGCCAAGCGCCUCCUCUCAGGGCCCCCCAUCGCGUUCAUCCACUUGCUGUCUUACACAUCUGCCUGCGUCAACCCGAUCAUUUACUGCUUCAUGAACACACGCUUCCGCAAGGCCCUGCUCUCCACCUUCUCGUGCUGCUCUGCGCCGUGCCAACGUCAUCGGCGUCGCGGGCUUCGGGACAACGAGGAGGAUGGUAUGGCAACAGGAGCCUCCAUGUCCAAGUUCAGCUACACUACAGUCAGCACCAUGGGAACCUGCUGAGGCAGAUAGACGUAGGCACAAUCCAGAGGAGACGGUUACUACGGCAACGCAGCAUCCCACAUCCUUUGUCUUUAGGCCAGUUCUGUGUUAAUAGUGACAGUGGUGUGAUGUGGAAAAACGGGCCAUAUGCUGUAAUGUAGCAGUAUAGAUGCUUCACCCAUGACUGUGAGUAAAGUCAUGUAGAGAUUAUUUCAUGAAAGCAGUUUUAGAUUGUAGAUACACAGAAAACUACAGGCACCUGCAGGCAGCCUCUCCUACAGUGGGCCAAUGUCACAUUGAGGGAGGCUGUCCGCCAGUAGAAAAUAGGAAGAAAUAAGAAAUACCCCGCUGUGUGGUUUUAAAAUUGUGUUUUACACUCAAUGGUCACUUUAUCAGACACACCUGCACACUCUAAUGUCAUCCAAUACAGCGAUCUGCCGUAAAUUUCCUAGUAUUGAAACUGUCAGAAAGGUUUUCAAACUUGUUAUUGAGGUCCACCGUGUGACAUACAGUAUGAUGACAAUAACAUUUGAAACACACCUUAAUACUGUAUAAUGUGCUCCAGGAUGACUCGGCCACCCACUGUGAUAAUCAGCUUUGUGACUAAAAACAAUAGGAAGCUAGUUAAGAUUGCCCUAAAGUGUCCAGGUGCACUCAAUAACAUGGCCAGUGAGUGGAUGUUGUGUGUUCCUGUGUUAAUAAGGAUUAUGAAUUUGCCUUGUGGACGAAGUGCCUGCUAAUUAACACUGUAUUUGUCUGCUGUCGAUUUGCCUUAUGAAUCACAGGCACCAAAAUCACAAGCACGUUGUAAAGACUCCGAGGUGGAGAUUAAAAAACUUCUGAGCAGAACCGAAACUCCGCUCAGACGUUGGGGAACAUCAUGCAGAGGGGAAGUAGGUUACCAGUCUACGAGGCUCCACAGGAAACGCUUCACUGGCGUAAACAGUUUGCAGCGGUGCCUUGUACUGUGACAGGGAACCUAACGUGAACCUUUGUGUGUUUUAGUCUUUGGAGAGGGAUCUUUCACUGUGACUCUGUUUCUCUCUGACGAGUAAUAAUCCAUCAUAAAUCAUUUACAUUAAUAGGUUAAAUUGCUUUAGUCGUGCUUAUAAGUUUGGACUAUUGUCAGUAUAAUUGAACAACAAGCUGUUUCCAUCUCAGUGCUCACAUGCUCCCGGCGUUCGCUGCCUCCCUGCAGUAACUUUCCACACCUAAACUGUUUAGGAAUCAGCCCACUGGCUUCCUGUCCGCGUCGCGCUCACCUGCCAGCUACGAAACGGCAGCCAGUUUGUUCCUUGGUCCCCCUCAAUCAUCCGCAUCUCGCCGUAAUUGCGUUACAUCCUCGAACCUGCCGGGCUGAGAGGAUGAGCGCAUUUCAGUGAGUGCACCGGAGCACAGAGCUGUCAGUCGCCCCGCUAAUAGAUGCACGACCUGCAUUUGUGAAGGCUUUUUGGGAGAUCCUCCAUCAGCCUGCAGCUUGUGUGGUUUGUUGUGAUUGAAUUUUAUUGUCUCAAGCCUCCAGGGACCAUAAGUAAAGAAAUCUAUACUUACAUAAAUACUUAUUAGGCACUCGUGCUUCUGUAUACCUGAAGCACAGACAGAACAACGCCGGCAUCCCUCUGCUGUGAUAUGAAGGACAAGGCUCUGGUAUCACAGAUGGACUUCAUAGUUCAUCCAUGGCUUUGAUUCUAAAUAUGCACAUUCAUGAAACCAAACUGAGGUCACGGUGGUACAUGGUUUUGCAGUAAACAGCACGCGAGAGGCAUCUAUGCAUCCGCUAGUACAGUUUCACAGACUGUCCUGUCUGUGUUGUUGUCUGUGAGUGGUGCUUUUUAUUUUCCUAGAAACCUGUGAGAUGCCGUUUACCCCGUGGUGCCACAGAGGCCGGUGUGACUGGCUCCCCAUCGAACUUCUACGAACACACACAGAACACAGCGUCCUUCAGCUCAAACUGGUCAUUCCACACCUGCUGACAGGCAGCUACAGACAGACGCCAGGAAACUGUUAUUUCCCUUCUUCAAAGGAAGGCGUGUUAUAAAAAUAGCUUACAAUGAUGCAUUCCCAGUAGACAGCUGUUAAACCCCUGAACAUUUCUCAAUAAAUAAGUGAUACACUAAUAGGAACACUAACUAACAAAUUACCCUGACGUAUAUUUUUACACAACAUGGCUCGUUCACAGACAGACAGACAGUAAAACCAAAAGUAAAGGCGUAAUCAUGAGGGUAAAUCUAAACCCUCCUGCCCCUCAAACCAUUCUCUCUUCUGUAGGCCACGGUUUUGGUUACAGUAUCUUGCAGCUCGCCGUUUUCAUCACUUCAGCUGACGGCACAGUAUCUACUCAGCACUGAACAGCUGACGGCCCAAGUUAGAAGGUGAACGUGGAGUCUACUGCAGUUCCCUGAUAUUUCCCUCGGGAGUCGGUGGAGACUAGGACAGCCAUUACAGGAUAUGAGGAUGUUCACUGUGUGACAGCAGACAUGUUGAUAUUGCCCUGGAAGUGCUGAACAUGUAAAACACAUUUGCUCAUUUUGUUCACUUGUGUCAAUAUACUGUCUACGUUAUGUCAGUAUUGUCAUUAGUGUUGGGAACGGCCCGUAUCGCUGCCAAAGAGAAUGUAUUGCAGCUUUAAAGUUAUGGUUGUAGCAGUUGUGAAUUAGCUUAUUUGCAUAAUCAAUGUUGCAGAAUAGUCUGUGAAUAUACUAAACAUUUAAUAGGAGCAUGCUGAGUACUAUCUCAUUGUAAUCAAUCAUUGCAAAUGCUGCUGCUGCUGCUGCUGCUGUAACUGAACUGCACAUGCUAGACUGGUUGCGUCGACCAAUCUCAACUACUCUUAUUCCAGCUUCCUACUGACAUGCUUGUAGAGACAUUUUAACAUUAUGGGUGCCUAUAUCUCAGUCAUAUGUCUGCUGGGCUCUGCUGAAACGCUCCCCAUUCCUCAGAUUGCAGAGCAUCCUCAUGGGCGCGACGCUAAAUGCUGCUAUACGGUUGGACACAGGUGUCACAGAGAAAUGUGCUCUGGGGAAGUGCUGCUGGUCAGUGAUAAGCACGCUGUCCGGGGGUUUGGCCGUUUAAGCUGAAUCAGAAUUGUUUGAUAUGAGUAAAUUGGCCAGACUGGGCAGCACAGUUAGGACUAAUCCACUCAGAAACAACAAAUAGUUUGGAUGGCAAAUAAAUGGCCUUACGGUACCUGAAUAUUCUGGCAGUGGGAUACAGAUUAUCUGCCUAAAUGCGCUAAAUGCAUUGCUUUCACUUAGAUUAGUAGUACUUGUAUUUUAUAGGGGCAGGUAUUUUAUAAUUGCAGUAGUGUGAUUCAGUAUUUAUUCCUUUCUUUCACUGAAACAUCAAGUAAGAGAUUCUAUUCCUCCUUUUGUCCCGUUAGCACAUUAGGUUUAGCCUAAGGGACAAAAUCCCGUUGGCCCUGUAAUGACCCCAUGUUGCCUGCUGUGUAAUUUAUCUUCACGUUCCAGUAAGACACAAGACGCAACUAGUAGCCUUUUUCUGGAAUAAAUAUUUAAAUAGAGCUUGAUUGCAGAAAGUAAAUUGCAAUUUAAGUGUCAGGAAUAUGCAUCACAUGAGCCAAACUUUGUCUCCUAGAAUUUAUGUUUAUAUACAAAACUAAAUUGUUUUCCUUUUGCCUGGAUCGUGUUUAGAGGCAGCAUUUCUUUCAGUGAAUGAAUCACUAGCGUCAACAGCAGGAGUUCAGAGUAAAUGGAGGGCAUAAGGAGCACGGGUUUGUGACUACCUGUGGUUGCUUCAGAUAAUAAAUACAUUUUGGAUGCAGCUAUGAAGGACUGUGGUCCUGAGUAUGUUCUUAUAUCUCCCUGACCUUCAACACAAAACCAGACAAGUAUUUAUAGGGAUGUUACUACUGCAAAUAUAUUUUAUUGCUAAAAAUUGGUCCUUUUUUGUGCAAAAUGAAUUUAAAUAACCCCAUCCAAAGGGUUACUCUGUUGUGUUACUGUUGUUUUACUGUUGUGUUACUGUAAUGGCAGUCAUCCCACUUGCAUUUACUGCAGCUUUAGUCUAAUUUAAAAUGUACUAACUGUUUUAAACUAUCACUAAAACUAGAAGUUGAGAUGGCCUGUCUACAAGUGGCCAUAAGAUUAAGGCACAAUGCAACACUGCGUUGGUUAGUAUUGUACUUUUGUAAACUAAAACUCUGGAGGUUUGUCUCUUUGGUACUUUAAUGCAGCAUUGUCUUUAUUCUGCACGGGUUUAUAAAACAAGAAGCUCAUUUCUGGCCAAACAAUAGUUUAAUUUCAGGCUGUCACAAGGCUUUUUGUUUUUCACUCAUCACAACAAGCAGAAGUGACAGCUCUCAUGACAAGUGCAGUGAGUUCCAGAUUGAAGUAUGUUCUAAUAUAGUCACCACGGUUGAAAUAUAAUGAUGAUUUAUUCAAUAUUCCAGCUAGAAUGUUGAUAUGAUUCAUGUGGCGGUGUAGAAAUAAUAUUGUGGAACACGAAGAUUAAAAAGCGCGUUGUCUGGGAGUUAACCAUCUGGGUAUUGUCUCAUCAGCGUUGGCGUUUACUGUCUCUUGGGUGGAUUUUGGAUUAGUGCAGCCAUCUUGCUGUGAAUGUCAGUGACAAUAUACCAUAUACGAUACAAAAAGCCUUUUGUAGCAAGGUACGAAUAUGAACCGUGUCGUUUCAUAUCUGUGCAUGUAACUGCUCAUUUGUGUUGUUGUUGCACACACAAUAUUCUGAAAUACACUGAAAUGGGGUGUUAAAAUUAAAUAUAUAGCUAUAAUCUUUGCUUCGUGACGUUGUGUAAAUAAGGAGUUGGUAUGUUCCAGUGACACAUGUUGAACCUAGCAGUGUGCCAAGCUGUUUGUUCGAGCCGUGGGCUCAUGCGAGGGUGAGAGAAGCAAACAAGGUCACGUUUAGAUGUUCUCCAACAGUUGCAGUUCACCGGCCUCCGUUGCCUUAAGUAUGUGUUAAACGCUCAAUAUCUGCAAGUCUGCGUCCUGGUGUGCGUGUGUCACUCAUGCAUUUACUGUGUACUGUGUGGAUACAUGAGUCACAGCUGGUGAUGAACACACUGGUCUGUGUGUAUGGCUUAUGGCAAGAACUCUGCAUAUAUAGAUAUUCAUGGAUAAAUAUCCAUCAAUACAUGCUAUUGAAACAGAGCUCAUUGAAAAUAUAACCCUUAAAGCAAUGAGAAACUAAAAAUGUUCGAUGUAAUUUUCUUGGCUGCUUUCAACAGUGCUGGUUUGUGCUGCUACAUACAGUAUGAUGCUGUAAGGCCUUAUGUGUUUAAUGUGGUCUGAGUAGUUUGUAGUUUAUUCACCAGGCGGAGGAGGUUCAACAGGUCUACCUCCCUCGCGACGAUGCAGGUUCACUGCUAUUAUGAUUCUUUUUACACACUGUUCAUUGUUUCUGUCUUAAGAGACAAGCAUUGCUGUAUCUGUAGGGACGACUGUCACCUUGUUUGCGUUUGUAUAUUUCAGGAUGAUUGCGUGUCAGUGUGUUUUGGAGAAAGAACCAAAGUCAUAAACCAUAAUAAAAUCACUGUAAACACACACACACACACACACACACACACACACACACACACACACACACACACACACACACACACAAUGAACAAUUUCCAAGUCCAUGUACAACUGAGUGAUUGUCCAGCUAGCAUACGCUUUUGCUUCUUGUGUAAUGUUCUAAUAAAUUCUAAUAAAGUGUGUGAAAUCAUA
Betta splendens (Siamese fighting fish) is the source of this 7363-nucleotide messenger RNA. RefSeq names its product cholecystokinin B receptor b (gene cckbrb). Gene Ontology annotation, molecular function: neuropeptide receptor activity; gastrin receptor activity. Gene Ontology annotation, cellular component: membrane. Gene Ontology annotation, biological process: neuropeptide signaling pathway. Lineage: Eukaryota; Metazoa; Chordata; Actinopteri; Anabantiformes; Osphronemidae. Bases 351 to 1697 code for a protein of 448 amino acids. The record is from RefSeq and is a predicted model, not a curated record. The transcript has 5 exons.